Diaporthe batatas is the source of this 3291-nucleotide messenger RNA. RefSeq lists its product as uncharacterized. Gene Ontology annotation, cellular component: mitochondrion. Gene Ontology annotation, molecular function: pyrimidine nucleotide transmembrane transporter activity. Lineage: Eukaryota; Fungi; Ascomycota; Sordariomycetes; Diaporthales; Diaporthaceae. The coding region runs from base 1009 to 2358 and encodes 449 amino acids. The record is from RefSeq and is a predicted model, not a curated record. The transcript is spliced from 2 exons. Gene Ontology annotation, biological process: pyrimidine nucleotide import into mitochondrion.
GACGGAUACAUGGGUACUGGGGUACUCCGGACUGCAGUACAGGUCACGUGGGCUGGCCAGUGGUGGAAGUCCUCCGUAUGCGGUAUCCGUGCACAGCACAUAGCUACCUAGGUACCUAGGUACCUAGGCACGCGGCACGCAGCACGCAGCAGCGAGGGAACGGGCAACAGGCUAUGAGGUAAUGCGGCUUAUCUCGGCUUGCAGGGUGGCCCGAUAUACAAGAUUAGCGGGCUUUUGGCGCCUGGUUUUUGGAGGACGGAGCCUGGCGGACAAGCACAAGUGCAGGCAAGAGCGCCCACGAAGAAGCAGUGGGGUCGAGUCAAGUUGUUGCUGGAGGACGAAGCUGCCCCAACAAAGAAAAGGAGAACAAUUCUGCCGUGGUCGCACGAAAUACCACAAAGCAGUACGACUACCCACCUGCCCCUGCUGCCGUCAUCGCACCGCACGGCACGGCACCGUAUCGCAUCCAUCGCCUCGCCUCGCCUCGCCUCGCCAUCAAUCCCCGACGGCCCUCUUCUUGGCCCGGCCCUCACCUUCACCCUCACCCUCACCCUCGCCCUCGCGCUUGCCCACUGCCCACUGCCGGCUGCCCACCGCCGGCUGCCUCUCCUCUGACCUCUCGUCUUCCCAGCUCUUGCGCAGCCACCACUCCUGCUGCGUGCUCCUCCAAGCCUCCAAGCCUCGUGUCCCAAGUCAAUGGCCUGCGACAACCGUUAGCUGCAGUGUCGCGGCCUCUGCGUGGGAAGCCUUCCCCGCAUACCGGGACCGUUGCACCCCACCGCAUACCUCCCGACGACAAGACGAACACCCGGGCCCGAACUCGACUUGCAUCCUGCCCGCCCUUCCCAUCCCCAGCACGUCUUGCUGCUCCAACCAGCCGACCCUCUCUUCCCCGACAGUCCCCCAGCGCCGGGGGACCUCAGCCCCUUGCCGAGGCCCCCCUCUGCCCACCCGCACCCCGCCCCGCGUCCUCUGCCUGUCCCUCCGGCCUCUCCCAGGGGAACAGGAAUGUCUCUCGAGCGGAGCACUGCUGAUCCCACGCCCGACGAGUAUGGGCACGCCCCGACCUCCGUUGCAAAUUACCCCCACUCGACUGCCGCUGGACUGCCGGCCUCCAUCCAGUCCGCCGUCCCCAGGGCAGCGUACGCAUCCCUUCCCACCAACAUGCCCGACCAGGGCCUGUCACGUUUUGAGCGAUGGGCGACACAAGCUUCCGACUCUCAGUUCAACGCGCUGGCUGGUGCCAUAGGAGGCUUCACCUCGGGUAUAGUAACCUGCCCCCUCGACGUCAUCAAGACCAAGCUCCAGGCCCAGGGUGGAAUCAACCUGCAGAGGGGGAUCCACGUUGGUCAACCCCAGAUGUACAAGGGCCUGUUUGGCACAGCCAGCGUAAUAUGGAGAGACGAGGGUCUGCGUGGCAUGUACAGAGGCCUCGGCCCCAUAAUCAUGGGCUAUCUGCCCACUUGGGCCGUCUGGUUCACCGUCUACAACAAGAGCAAAACAGUCAUAGGCCAGCACCACAACAACACCAUCGUCGUGAAUUUCUGGUCCUCAAUCGUCGCCGGAGCCAGCAGCACUAUCGUCACAAACCCAAUCUGGGUCAUCAAGACACGCCUCAUGUCACAAUCUGGCCGGAACGGCGGGAUCCGGUUUUCUCUCUUUCCCAGAGGCGCUAACACGCCCACGGUCCGGCCGUCCCUGCCGUCACCAUGGCAUUAUCAUUCUACGCUUGACGCGGCCAGGAAGAUGUACACCACCGAGGGGCUUCGCGCGUUCUACUCUGGGCUUACUCCGGCUCUGCUGGGCUUGACUCAUGUGGCAGUGCAGUUCCCCGCCUACGAGUAUCUCAAGACAAAAUUCACGGGACAGGGGAUGGGCGCCUCGUCCGCCGAAAGCGACCCAAAGUCUCACUGGUUCGGGAUUCUCAGCGCCUCCAUACUGUCUAAGAUAAUGGCAAGCAGUGCCACUUAUCCACACGAGGUUAUACGUACACGACUUCAAACCCAACGACGGCCUAUGGCCAGCAACGGCUUGGUGAUAGACCCUGUCAGUGAGAUCCCAGGCCUGAAUCAGCCCCUGGGCCCUGCUUCCUCCGCCGCCGAGAACUUGGCCAAACAGAGACUUGAACAAGAGCAGAGCCAGCAGAAGUAUCGGGGGAUCGUCAGAACCUUCCGGACCAUCCUCAAAGAAGAGGGCUGGAGGGCCUUCUACGCCGGCAUGGGCACAAAUAUGAUGCGGGCAGUCCCGGCUGCCACGGUCACCAUGCUGACGUAUGAGUUCGUUAUGCGCGAGCUCAAUGGUGCCCGCAAGCACGGUAGGGAGAAGGCUAGGCUGAAUGGCGACCCAACCUUCGGCUGAGUCCAGCAAGCUGUGGUCCAUGACCGCCGUUAAGGCCGAUUUGCCGCGGCACGAGCCUCCGCAGCUCUUCCAAACCCAGGUCUCUGCUGGCGAGCCGGCCCCAUGGCCGUCUUAUCCGGCUGAUUGGAUAAGCAUUGAGAGAUACCAGCCUGCACUCACAUCAUCUCAACUGGUUCUAGCUGCAUCUCUGUCCAGAGGGGACUACUCGGGCUCACAUGUUGAGACAAUGUAUGCAAUGUGCCUGCCGCAUUAGUUCUUUCUGACAUGGUACAACGCCUCCUCCGAAAUCGCGGAUCGAGACGGGAGGCUCCGUUACGGCAAUAUGUGUUAGAACCACCCUCGGGUGCAUUGCCGUCGUGGCUCGCUGACAAGUUCAGAGAUCAAAUCGCCAACUUGAUGCAAAACGAAAGAAGGAGGCCGGGUGCACGCAGUCUUCCGCUUAGAGCAGCAGCAAGCAAGCAUAUGUGACAUCCCGCAUCAUUGCUUUUUGCGUUCGGCAGUAUGUUCUAGACGCAACGUUGGGUUGAGGCUUUGCACACAACAUCUUCGGGUGGCAUCCUCUCGGGAAUGCCUUGCGGAGAGGACGCCAUGAACGCUGGGUGGAACAGCUGGGUCAUCACGAAUUGGGAACGACUUUUUGUGCAAUGUUUCAAAAAUACGAUACCCCUACCAGGUCCUAGCCCUGCUUCCAAGGUCUCGCGUGCAGAAUUCUUGUAUGACAAAGAAAAACUUCUUCCUCACUUAUACACAUUGCUUCUUCUAAAAACAACAGCAGGCUGCGUGCGGAGUUGGCGGGCACUUUAAACUCACAGUAGAAAUCAAGAUUUGGGCUGAAGCAAUAUGCACGCACCUUCCCAGUGAGAUGUGAAUUUGAGUCAUCACAGACACCGCUGUACACUGUGAGGUGGACACAGGGUUACUAGCCUAGGAAGA